Molecule: messenger RNA, 1620 nt
Organism: Poecilia latipinna (sailfin molly)
Lineage: Eukaryota; Metazoa; Chordata; Actinopteri; Cyprinodontiformes; Poeciliidae
Product: synaptotagmin-1-like
Exons: 8
Coding region: 522-1601 (359 amino acids)
Biological process (GO): calcium ion-regulated exocytosis of neurotransmitter; synaptic vesicle endocytosis
Cellular component (GO): dense core granule; synaptic vesicle membrane; exocytic vesicle
Molecular function (GO): calcium-dependent phospholipid binding; SNARE binding; phosphatidylserine binding
Source: RefSeq, a predicted model, not a curated record
AAAAUGUUUCAUUUAAUUUUAUUCAGCCUUCCUGCUGAAUAAAAUGAAAUGAAGUGAUGGAGCAGCAGCAGAAUGGCCACUCUCACUCAGUUGUUUGUAGAUUAACAGCUAUGCUGAGAGGAUUAGUGACAGACUAGAUGCUCCACACAGUCUGAUGAUUAUCACACACUGCUGACAUGAACACAAUAACUUCUCUACCUGAAUAAAACAAAUCCCCAGAUUGAUUCUGUUUGUCCGGUUUAAAUCAGAGCAGUAGCAGGAAAACGACGACACACUGCUGGUUUCUGCUCAGCAGAAAAGCAGCAGAUGUGUGGUCAGCGCUGAUAUCAGAGGAGGGGAUUAAACGAUAACGCUGCUCUGGUGAUUUGUCAGAGCUUUGAUGGGAACAGUUUCAGGAAGCCUGCCAGGCGGAGACGGCGACGCGCUGCAGCUCCGAUCACCGACCCAACAAAACAUUUCAAUCCAAAAGACAAAGUUAUUUUACACCAGCAGGAAAUAAAGAGAAACCAUCAACAGCUGGCAUGAGGCUGGGCAGCGGCGGGCUCCGGCUCCGGAGGGCCGCGGAGCCGUCCGAACACGAAUCUGAGGAGUCGACGGAACCGGCCCAUCACGAGCACAACCACCCGGAACACCACCAUGAACACGCGAACCCAGAACAUCACCCCGCACACGAGUACGACCACAUGAAGGAGAAGUUCAUGAACGAGCUGAGUCACCUGCCAAUUCCUGUGUGGGCAGUGGCGGCCAUCGUUGUUCUGGUUCUGGUUCUGGUGGCCUGCUUCAUCUUCUGUGUUUUCAAAAAAUGUUUUGGGAAAAAGAAAAAGCCGAAGAAAGAGAGGGGGAGGAAGGCCGGAGGUCGGCGCAGGAAGGAGAAGGAAGGAGACGGGGAGUCCGGAGAAAAGGAGGGCGACGUGAAAAAGAACGGAGAGGAAGAAGAGAAAGAACAGGAGAAGUUGGGCAAACUGGAGUUCUCCUUGGACUACAACUUCACAGAUUGUCAGCUCAUAGUGGGAAUCCUUCAGGCUCAGGACCUCGCUGCCAUGGACAUGGGCGGAACCUCGGACCCCUACGUUAAAGUUUUCCUGCUGCCAGACAAGAAGAAGAAGUACGAGACCAAAGUCCAGCGUAAAAACCUGAGCCCUGUUUUCAACGAGACUUUUAUUUUUAAGAUUCCGUAUGCAGAGUUGGGCGGAAAGACUUUGAUUCUGCAGGUUUUUGACUUUGAUCGUUUCUCCAAGCACGACAUGAUCGGAGAAAUAAAGAUUCCCAUGAACAGUGUUGAUAUGGGCCAGCCAAUGCAGCAAUGGAGGGACUUGGAGAGUGGAGAGAAGGAAGAGGAAAAAUUGGGAGACAUUUGCAUUUCUUUGCGCUACGUACCAACGGCUGGGAAACUGACGGUGAACAUCAUGGAGGCAAAAAAUCUGAAGAAAAUGGAUGUUGGUGGUUUAUCAGACCCAUAUGUGAAGAUCGUUCUGCAACAAAAUGGGAAGCGGAUAAAGAAGAAGAAGACGACAGUGAAGAAGAACACGCUCAAUCCGUACUUUAAUGAAAGCUUCAGCUUCGAAGUCCCAUUUGAACAGAUACAGGUGAGCUUCAAAUGAUUUUAACCUCCUAAGACAU